UAGCCCUGAUAGGCGAUCCUACCCCCAUCUCUUUGUCGCUCAUGGUCCUUUUAACCAACAACAGAAACCAUUGUUGGCCCUUUACUGAGAGUGUUGCAUCACUCUGGAACCCUAACCUGGCUUCAUUGUUUUGCUCUCGAGAAUUUUCUCGACCAGGCGAAGACCAUGAGUUCGACGGCAAAUCCCGUAUCUCCUACUCAGGGGUCGACUACGGUUAGUGGAGAUAUCGAGUCUUCUCCACGACAGACGAUCCUUAGGGGGCUCCGAGAGGGCUUUCUGGAGCCAAGUGACAGAUUUACCGGACAGCAACUUUUUUAUCUGCUGGUCCCUCACGGUAUUAUUGCAGGCAUCAUUUCGGGGGUGAUCAACCUGGCCAUUGCUGUUGGGAUGUAUGGCACGACUAAACAGGCAAUCAACUUGUUUCAAUUUCCAAACACACUUGUUGGAGAUGCGACCGUUACAGUCAUCCUGCAGUGUAUUAUUACGUGGCUGAUAGAGCUGGCACUUGUCAACCAGGAUCUCAAGCAUGGCCGCAUCCAAUCGGUUGGAAGCAUUAGGGAGCCAAAUAGUCGACUGGCCCGGUGGUUUAUGUUCUUGGAUCGCACCGACCCGGACUAUGAGGGUGGUUUCCUAGCUCAUUGGGUGGUAUUCCUGUUCUCGCAGGUUCUUCGCGCUUUCCUCAUUGCGGUCAUCACGUUUGCUAUCUUCAUCGGCCCCACGAUUGGGUUAUUGAUAGUGGUCGGCACCCGAAACGGAGGUGACUGGACGUACACAGGAGGUGUCACUCCGAAACCCAACCUCGAGAAUUGGAAACCAAUGAUGUUCAAGGCAAUUCUAGGGACUGCAGUUGGACUGCUGACGACGCCGAUAUUCGCAUUGUUUUGGAUGGUGAGGUGUGGAUGGGCUCUGAUACGGAACGAAAAUCGUUAUGGCGCAAGUUUAUCAUGAAGCAUGUGGAUAUAUUCUUAGUCCUGAAAUUCAGUAUCAUGGUAUGGUUGAGUACUUGCUCGAAGAUGACUCGAAUGAUACGGUGAAUUGCUGGGACGAUUGGGAUUUGAUGACGUUAAUAAUAUGUGGACGAUUACUGAAAGCCUUGGAUCACACGAUGAUAUAACCUAAUAUGCUUACUGUAAUUGGAUUGUAAUUAACAUCCACUUCAUUGCUAGGCCCAACACAAGUUGUCACUUUGCUUACAAUAUCGACUGCCAAACCACCAUGAAUAGUUUCCAUCACGGGGAGGCAGAACUUACCCAGGGAUAUCUAAUGGUUUACCCGCAUCUCCGUGUCCAAG
Molecule: messenger RNA, 1291 nt
Organism: Truncatella angustata
Lineage: Eukaryota; Fungi; Ascomycota; Sordariomycetes; Amphisphaeriales; Sporocadaceae
Exons: 2
Coding region: 166-948 (260 amino acids)
Source: RefSeq, a predicted model, not a curated record